Messenger RNA from Budorcas taxicolor (takin), 3141 nucleotides. RefSeq names its product muscleblind like splicing regulator 2 (gene MBNL2). The transcript is spliced from 9 exons. Lineage: Eukaryota; Metazoa; Chordata; Mammalia; Artiodactyla; Bovidae. The record is from RefSeq and is a predicted model, not a curated record. Gene Ontology annotation, molecular function: metal ion binding. Bases 885 to 2024 code for a protein of 379 amino acids.
GCAAAAUUUUCCAGAUACGGCAGACGGCUCCCAGAGUACAAUAAGCAGGGAAUGAGAACUAUUUACAUGGAAAUUUCUUCCUCAGGAUGCAGCGAAGAAACCGCGGCCGCUUGAUUUUACCAGAUGUUCCUGGGGUUACUGUAACAGAGAAGGAGAGACAGAGCUAAACAAGGUCUGUGAUUCAACUCCAGCAUUCUGCAGAACCCAACAUUUUUAAGUUGUGACUCUGUUAAAAACGAAACUGCACUAAAGUAAAAUGAACUCGCGUUCAUUCACUUAGUGGCUUCAAGAUUUAAAAGUGCCUGUGUGAAGUCACUUUUGCUGGAAACCACAGUCCAGGAGCUUUUUGUUCAAAUCUUGUUUUUCUGUCAAAUAUACAUUACCCUGACCUUACGAGUGGAUGAAGAUACCUCAACUGUCUGACUUUGCCAAUUGCUUGCUUUCAGAAUUUUAAACGGUGGAAGGAAAAAGAAAUCCUGCUAAGAUCUGAACAUCUCAGUGGCUUAUUUUCCAGCGUCGUCAAUAGCUGUGAGUAUCAGGACUAAAUAUUCUCCCAAGGAGUGCCAUGAUAUUGAGGUCACUUUAUUAAAAACAGUUUUGUCUGCGAAAGGAUCAGGAGACUCGGACGUUUGCAGUCAGAGAUGACACUGAGCAUGCUUUUAUUGCGGCCCGCAGUCUUCGAGUGGGGCAUAUUGAUUGAUGAGUGACUGCCUGCCGAAAAAUUUUCUCCGCUCUGUUUCCUGGAUUGGACUUCAUUAAGCAAUUUAUCACUUACCUUCAGACUUACAUGUGGGAUUUUCCACAACAAUAGUUUUGGGAUCAUUGGAACUUGGAUUGAUUUCAUCAUUUACAGGGAGGAACAGGAUCCCAGUUAUUUUCUCAUCAUGGCUUUGAAUGUUGCCCCCGUCAGAGAUACAAAAUGGCUGACGUUAGAGGUCUGCAGACAGUUCCAGAGAGGAACCUGCUCCCGCUCUGAUGAGGAAUGCAAAUUCGCCCACCCCCCUAAAAGCUGCCAGGUUGAAAAUGGAAGAGUAAUUGCCUGCUUUGAUUCCCUAAAGGGCCGUUGUUCAAGAGAGAACUGCAAGUAUCUUCACCCUCCCACACACUUAAAAACUCAACUAGAAAUUAAUGGGAGGAACAAUUUGAUCCAGCAAAAAACUGCAGCAGCCAUGCUUGCCCAGCAGAUGCAAUUUAUGUUUCCAGGAACCCCACUCCAUCCCGUGCCCACUUUUCCUGUAGGUCCCGCAAUAGGGACAAAUACGGCGAUUAGCUUUGCUCCUUACUUAGCACCUGUAACCCCUGGAGUUGGGUUAGUCCCAACGGAAAUUCUACCCACCACACCUGUUAUUGUUCCCGGAAGUCCACCUGUCACUGUCCCGGGCUCAACUGCAACUCAGAAACUUCUCAGGACUGACAAACUGGAGGUCUGCAGGGAGUUCCAGCGAGGAAACUGUGCCCGGGGAGAGACCGACUGCCGCUUUGCACACCCCGCCGACAGCACCAUGGUCGACACAAACGACAACACCGUAACCGUUUGUAUGGAUUACAUAAAGGGGCGUUGCAUGAGGGAGAAAUGCAAAUAUUUUCACCCUCCUGCACACUUGCAGGCCAAAAUCAAAGCUGCGCAGCACCAAGCCAACCAGGCCGCGGUGGCCGCCCAGGCAGCCGCGGCCGCGGCCACAGUCAUGACUCAGUCGACUGCCAAAGCAAUGAAGCGACCUCUCGAAGCAUCUGUAGACCUGGCCUUCCCUCCUGGUGCUCUUCAUCCUUUACCAAAGAGACAAGCACUUGAAAAGAGCAACGGUGCCAGCGCCGUGUUUAACCCCAGCGUCGUGCACUACCAGCAGGCUCUCAGCAGCGCGCAGCUCCAGCAGCACGCCGCGUUCAUCCCGACAGAUAAUUCUGAAAUAAUCAGCAGAAACGGAAUGGAAUGCCAAGAAUCUGCAUUGAGAAUAGCUAAACAUUGUUACUGUACAUACUAUCCUGUUCCCUCCUCAAUAGAAUUGCCACAAACUGCAUGCUAAAUAAAGAUUUAGUUCUUCUGGACAGACCACAACUCUAAGAAGCUAGUGCUGCUAUAUCAUAUAUGAGUAUUAAAUAUGGUAUGCUUAGUAUAUUCCAACCUAAGAUAGUUAACUACCUGAGACCAGCUGUGAUGUUAAAGGACAUAAAGGAUAAAGUUUACUUUUAAAGGGUUUCUAAACAUAGUUUCUGUCCUAGGAAUAUUGUCUUAUCUCCAUAACUAUAGCUGAUGCAGAAAGUCCAACCAAUUUAUUCGUUUCGACUCAGAAUAUUUCAAAGUUAGCAAUAAGCGAUUAGCAUUAGUUUAAAAAAAAAAAAAAGAAAGAAAAAACAAACCUAUUCCAGGGGCAGGUUCAAUUCUAACUUCAAUUACUGUCAUUUCAUUUUACCCACUGGAUCAGAGCUGUGUUUCACUUCUUGACAACAAGAAUGCUGCAGCAGAGAUGAGAAGUGAAGUAAAACCGUGACCUGUCCUGCAGGUCUAAAAUCUGAAUGGAAAUUCAAGCACAAGUACUGGGGACACAUCGAAGUGCGGUAUUUGGUUUGCCUGGAGACGCCGCAUUGAAUCAUGUGAUUCUAGAAUAACAUUAAUAGUUUGAAAAAGAAACUUUGUACGGUGUGAGUUUCAUACCUAACCAAACAAAGUCUUGAAGGUAUUAUUUUACAAGUAUAUUUUUAAAGUUGUUUUAUAAGAGAGACUUUGUAGAAGUGCCUAGAUUUUGCCAGACUUCAUCCAGCUUGACAAGCAUGAGAGGCCCAUGCCGACAGUCUAACCGAAGGGAUCAGUCUUUCCAACUCACCAUCCGGUUGCCUGUUACCGAGUAACUCUUCUAAACUAAAAACCUAGACAAACAAGGAAGCUGUAGGUGGGGAGAUCUGUAUAAUAUUCUAAUUUAAGUAUGUUUGAGUUUAGUCACUGAAAAUUUGACUGUGACUUUAAUCUAAAUUACUACGUAAACAGCAAGUAGAUAGUUUCACUUUUUAAAAAAUCCAUUACUGUUUUGCAUUUCAAAAGUUGGAUUAAAGGGUUGUAACUGACUACAGCAUGGAAAAACAAAUAAGUUCUUUUAAUUCUUUCACCUUAAAGCAUAUUUUAUGUCUCAAAAGUAUAAAAAACUU